Messenger RNA from Mesorhabditis belari, 402 nucleotides. The record is from the annotation of a GenBank genome assembly. NCBI's taxonomy places the organism in Eukaryota, Metazoa, Nematoda, Chromadorea, Rhabditida, Rhabditidae.
AUGAUUGUCAAUGCGUCCGUUUAUUACAGUGAUAAAACUCUUUGGAAAAGCUGGAAAACCAUGGUGACUGGAAUGGUUUAUUCCAAAGACACCUACAAAGGAAUGACUCCAAACUUUUGUCAGGAUCAGCUUCCGAAUUUGGUUCAGACAGUUGAAUCGAUUGAUUUGAUAAGCACCGCAUUCGAUGUGAUAUCGAUGUCAAAGUACGACGAUCCCCCGUUUGCUUUCUUCAACCACACCCAGUUGUUCACUUUUCAGCAUUACUAUCUCCCUUACAAUUUCAGGGUUUCGAAGAGUACGACACAUCGAAUGUGGCAAGAAAUGAAAGAGAUCGAACUUCCAAAAACACCGAACCAUGAUCGAAAAGAGCUCGUGAAUGCUUUAUGGAAAAUGUUGUGCAAG